GAUGCUGAACUGGCACUCCUUCCACCUACCCAAAUAGAAAGUGAACGUCGCAAGAAACUUUAUACACAGGGUCUGUACACUAUCCACCAACUUAAACACAGCGGCGAAGAAGAAAAUCAUCCAGAAUCAGCUCAUCAUGAACGGGUAUCCGAAAACAUUGAUAAACAGAAUCUUCCAUCUGUACAUCAAUCAAAACAAUCGUCACGGUAGACAGGAACAAACAGCUUCUAUCACAGAAAUACCUGCCCGAACAGCUAUGCCGCCAACCAUCCAACACCAAUCAUCGUCCCAACCAACAAUCCAGCCAUCCAACCCAUCGAUCGAUCGUCCGACAAAUCAGUCACAGCUACAGUCAUCAACAUGCUCCAAUGCCAUCUCAUCGACACGACCGCUCAUAAUAACCAGCACAGAUCCUUCGGCACCUAGAAUGGACACUCAACGUGAAAUUGCCUCAAUAAUUCAACGACCUCCAAAUGCAUAUAAUAUCGAGCCAACAACAACAAACCACGGAGAACAUCUGAUCUACCGAUCCAUCCCAUACGUCGCAGGACUAUCCGAAUGCAUCAUCCGCAUCCUCAACAGAGACUACAACAACAUCAUCAUCGCAUGCAGACAAACCAAAACCAUCCAACGUUUCCAUACACCCGUAAAAGACCCGAUUAGUAUGCUAGAUAGGAGUAGAGUAGUAUACAAAAUACCAUGCAGCAAUUGUAAACAAUGCUACAUUGGUAUGACCAACAACAGAUUACAAACAAGAUUAUACGGACACAAAACGCAUAUUAACAAACUAAACAGGCUAAAAGAAUUAGGGUAUAGUAAAACCGAUACAGAUAUGAUAACAUUGAGAGAACGAACAGCGUUAAUCGAACAUUGCAUCGAUCACGACCACAUGUUCAAUCUAGGCCAGGUCACAGUGUUAGACAGAAGCAAUCACACGAACACACUCGCAUUUCUAGAAAUGUGCCAUAUCACUAACACACCACACACAGUAAAUCAUCGCACAGACGUUAGUGGGUUAAACUCCACAUACGCAGCCAUCUUACAAACCUUUUGCGAAACAUUUCAAACCCAUCAAACAACUAAUGAUCCACCAUCUUCAAACCAACCGUUACCUCCACCAGAUGUGUAGUGCGAAGAAUUUAGUUGCUUCAUUAAGUGAAAUUAACAAAACUCGCUACGUUUCACUUAAUAUCCCACAUGUAGGUCUAAUUCAAACCACUUUUAGAAUAAUAUGUGUAACUAAACAUUGUUUAUGCCUGUUUACAGCCAAUGUUCAAUAGUUUAGACACCGACAGUUCUAUGUCAACCCAAACGAAAAACGAUUAAUCAGAAUUAUCCCCUGAAGAAGACUCUAAUACGAGUCGAAACGUUGGGAAAAAUCUAAAACUAUCGUUUUAAUUCCCCAAGACUGCAGUGCCGAAGUAGCUC
Aedes albopictus (Asian tiger mosquito) is the source of this 1428-nucleotide messenger RNA. RefSeq lists its product as uncharacterized. Lineage: Eukaryota; Metazoa; Arthropoda; Insecta; Diptera; Culicidae. The record is from RefSeq and is a predicted model, not a curated record. The transcript has 2 exons. Bases 137 to 1129 code for a protein of 330 amino acids.